CUCAGUCUCACCUUUGAAACCCAUCUACCUGUUUAGAUAGAUUGUACGCUUUUAUUACGCCGAGCUGAACUUUUUCCAGCUGUUUGAAGGAUGCGACGCAUUUUCUGGUGCAUGGCUUUACUUUUUAACACGCACAAGGAUCUCAACUGUUUUAAGUUGAACAAAAUGAGGUUUACAGGAUGUGACCGGUCAUGUGUCCGGUCAGUCGGCGGACGUUUUUGUGUUUGUCAGCAUGUGUUUAUGUGUUUAAAAAGAAGUGGAAAUGGUUCUGGCCUCACGCACGGAUAGAAGAGACAGAUAAGACACAAUAAAUGAAAUGUCUUUUGGAGACUGAAGUGGCCCCAGAGGAGCAGCUGACGGGGCCCGGGUGAUCCGGGUGAUCCGGGUGAUCCGGGUGUCCCGGGAUCGUGCUGCUCAACAGGAUGGCCGUUGAAGAGCGGCACAUGCCUUCCAGCUGUGGCUCCUACAUAAAGACAGAACCCUCCAGUCCGUCGUCUCUGGUGGACACCGCCAGUCAUCCAAGCCCGGGAGCCCAUUCCGACGCCAGCGGCGGCUACGGCAGCGCCAUCAACAGCCACUCCAACGGUCUGGACUCUCCGCCCAUGUUCACAGCCGGCGGGCAGUUGGGCGCGGCGGGAAGCGCCUGCCGCAAACGAUACGAGGACUGUUCCAGCACGCUGCUGGAGGACCCCGGGUCCAUCAAAUGCGAAUACAUGCUCAACUCAAUCCCUAAGCGCCUGUGUCUGGUGUGUGGAGACAUCGCGUCAGGGUAUCACUACGGCGUGGCCUCUUGUGAAGCCUGCAAGGCCUUUUUCAAGAGAACAAUACAAGGUAACAUCGAGUACAGCUGUCCGGCCACCAAUGAGUGUGAGAUCACCAAACGAAGACGCAAGUCAUGUCAAGCGUGUCGCUUCAUGAAGUGUCUUAAAGUGGGCAUGUUAAAAGAAGGUGUUCGUCUAGAUCGUGUACGAGGAGGCAGACAAAAAUACAAGCGGAGAAUGGAUGCAGAAAACACAGCGUACCUGGGGCUCACACUCCCACCUCCAGCCAAAAAACCCUUGACGAAGAUCGUGUCUCAUCUGCUGGUGGCAGAGCCGGAGAAGAUCUACGCCAUGCCGGACCCCACCAUGCCCGAGAGCGACAUCAAAGCCCUGACCACACUCUGUGACCUGGCCGACCGCGAGCUGGUCGUCAUCAUCGGAUGGGCCAAACACAUCCCAGGUUUCUCCGCGUUGUCUCUGGGAGACCAGAUGAGUUUACUGCAGAGCGCGUGGAUGGAGAUCCUCAUCCUCAGCAUCGUCUUCCGCUCGCUGCCGUAUGAAGACGAGCUGGUGUACGCCGAGGACUACGUCAUGGACGAGGAACACUCGCGUCUCACCGGUCUGCUGGAUCUCUACGUGUCCAUCCUACAGCUGGUGCGCAAAUACAAGAAACUGAAGGUGGAGAAAGAAGAGUUUGUCACGCUGAAGGCCAUAGCGCUCGCCAACUCAGAUUCCAUGCACAUAGAGGACGUGGAGUCGGUUCAGAAGCUCCAGGACGCUCUUCACGAAGCCCUGCAGGAUUACGAGAGCUGUCAACACGCCGAGGACCCUCGACGCGCCGGAAAGCUGCUCAUGACGCUUCCUCUGCUGCGGCAGACGGCCACCAAAGCCAUUCAGCACUUCUACAGCAUCAAGAUGCAAGGCAAGGUGCCCAUGCACAAACUCUUCCUGGAAAUGCUUGAGGCCAAGGUCUGAUUGGUCCCGUGAUGUCAUCGAGGCGGCAGCGAAUGAGGUGUGACAGAGACGCCCUGACUGAGGAGGACAGACCGAUCCUUCGACGGACAUGCAGGUUGAAGACUUACGUCUCGCCGAGAAGCCAGACAUUUUUAGAGACCCGAAAAUGAAAAAAUACGUAUUCAAAAUAUGAAUCUAAAUGAAAAAAAAUGAAUUUAAAAUCUAUAAGGAAAACUAUGUACUUGUACAGUAAUGCUUUUUUUGGGACAUGAUUUCUGGUUAUAUAUGAUGGAAGAAACUUCUGUAAUUAGAUGCUCAUUUUUCGUUCGGCCCUCACGCCACAGUUAUGCUCCUCAUACAACACCAGGACUUGUACAUAUUCGUCAUCAGGCCCGAACAGUGCAGCCAUUUGUCUCGCCCGGUUCUUCCCUGAAUGUGAACUUGAAUAUACCUCUUCCGAACGGUGACUUCUGGACCUCCGCAUAAUCGUGACGACGUCUGUAGCCAGGACUUCUCUAGUAACUCAGCAAUAAAUUGAGCCAACGGACGGGUGACGUCCAUCUAACUUAUUUGCUUAAGUGGGCUAGAGGAACGCCCGUCUCCUGUGUUGCACUGUAUUCAAACUACUUGUUAUUGUUGCGCUUGAUGUUCGGGUCUCAUUUUGGCACUGAAUUGCUGAUUUGGCAGAGGUGCGAGUGGAGGGAGGGACUGCUGUGUGAAAGCGGCAUUGGAUGGAAAGGAGAAGGUUUCAAAGGGUUUACGAAGGGUGGCAGCAGUCCAGGAGAUUCCACGUUCGAACAAUCAGACGCCGCAUAUGUCAAACACCCUAUUUUGGGCUCGAUAAGCCACCGGCAAAGCCAAGCCGUGCGGAGAGGAAACGAGGUGCCCAUCAUCUGCUCUCACCCUUUUAGAAGCUGCCAGGACAUUUUUAGCCAUGUGCCCACGUGAAGGUGGGUGGCAGGUGCAGGUCUUUAUCACCAGCUUUAUUUUUAGAUCUUGGAAGAUGACGCCGGCCUGAACGGGAGGGGUUUUGACCUCAUGUUGACACAAUAGCUUUGCUGCACCGCUUGCCACUACGGCAUUUGAAGUAGAUGUGACUAUAAACGGCGAAUUAACCCGAGAUCCACUGAAGGAUCCACCCGAAACCGACACAUUCCACCUGCUUCCUGAGCACAUAUGCUGUGUUCCAUUCACCUUGAGAAGUCAGAAAUCCCAACUGUCCAUUUGAAAAUGUGCAAUAGUCAGAUUUCCAACUUGGAAACUUUUAGCAAGAAGUUUGAAGCGGGUGGCUGAUGGUGAAGCAUCACUUCUAAGCAAAUAAAACUUUAUAAUAAAACCUUUCCCAGCUACAGAGAACGGUUUCAGAACGAUGGCCAACAUUUUCUCGAGUUCUCUCAAACGUUAUCGUGGUAACAUUAAAUGAGCAUUUUAUCAACAUUAUCAACAAAUAGACAAACCCAACUGUUGGGUUAUAAAUUAACCAUUAUAAAACGGCCACAUAUGACCCAACCAGUGCAUACGUCGAUGCAAAAUGUUUUCGUAACGGCAUGGGAACCUUCUUACAACGGUGUUGAUUGUUUCUUCACAUCUGAGGCCUGGCCACACGAACACGGGUAUUUUCAAAACCGCAGCUUUUUCUAUGAAGUUUGACCGUCCGUCUACACGCAAACGUAGUUCCCGGUCACUGAAACAGAACUUUUGUGAAAACUCCGGCCAGGGUGAAGAUUUUUUGAAACUCUGCUUUCAGUGUCAUUGUGUAGAUGGUAAGACCGGAGGUUUGGCGUAUGAUGUUGGAAUCGGCGUGCCUAUCUCUUGUUUGACGUCAGAUUCCAGGCUUUAUGGUUAGGGUUAUAUCGCCACCUGUUGGUUUGGCAUGCUUUUGACAGCGCUUUAUAGCUUGUUGCAUUUUUGUGUGGACGGCGUGGUUUUUUUAAAAUACAGAAAUACCCGUGUACGUGUGGACUAGGCCUGAGAUAUGAGACGUGUCCUCCGUCUGACUUUGAAUGGAACACAAAGCAUUUGCUCUACAAUGUCAUUCAGUUGUUUUACAUGACAGGGAUCUUUUUUUUCAGCGUUUGGAGGACGGAUGAACUGAGAAGGCGACUUUCACUACUGACGUCACGUCAUUGACUCGAUGUAAACCGUCGGCUGUCUCGGUUCAGUUUAGCAUUCUGUUGGCUUCCUAAUGGAAGAGGGUCAGACUUCUUCCCAUUAAACUUGAACUCGUCAUAGCGGACUCAAUAACAGGGAUUCAUUUUUAUAUGCAGUGCAACCAUGUGGGACAUUAGGGAUCAAUUCUGACCAACAUCAUGCCAAAGUAGUGCACCUUUAAAUCGCAUGUCACGAAGUUCACGCUGACAAACGCUUAAAGCUACACAAGCUCUGUGCACAUGCGUUUCACUUGUUCUUAUAUAACAUUGUAACUUCAGAUCUUCAGACAUGUUUUUUAGUCUUAUGUGUUCCCUUUCAAACCUGCUGAGGUCAGUCUGUAUAUUUCACACAUUACACUUCAGAAUGACAUAUAUGCAACAUUGACUUUCUUUAGCUACCUCAUCAUUCAUUCAAACACACAAGAUGCUGUAAAAAACUUUUCUUUCCACUGCUGAAUGCAUUGUGUUUUUCAAGCUGUGCACACGACACUCUGCAUGUGUUAGGUAUGAACUUUCUUUUGAAAAUGAAGGAGUACAUUUCAUCCUGUACUGAACCUCCUAAUCUGUGUUGAAUGUUUUUAAAGGGCAUGAAUGUUUGUUUCACAUGUCAGUCGCUGUAUGGAAAGAAAGAAUGCAUAUCUGUAAAUGUUGUCGUUUAUUUAAUUGCGUAUGAACGUCGUCCUUCUAUUCAAAAUGUCCGGGUCAGAAUUGGUCCCACGAUGUUCACGCGUCAAAGCAACGAAGGCUUUUCUCCUGAAGAUAUUCAUUGUGUAUAUUAUAUCACUCUGGCCAUGCUGUAUAAUAACAUCUCAUAUUGUUCAUUUAACAACACCUGUGUCACUUUCUUUUUUAUGUCCAAAAAAGUAACAAAGAAAAUCUGAAGCAGUGCUGGAGUUUUCUUCAUUUUUCAGAUGGUGGAAAAAACAUGUUCUUUCAAAAAAUGUUUGAAGAGGUCACUUAAUUUAGCACUCAUGAAUCAAGGUUGAGAGUGGGAAUCAUUCGCAUAAAAAGGAUAAAAGAUUUGUUGUUUUUCAAUUCGUAUAAAAACUGUAAAUUGAUAACAAGAAGAAGUUGAAGGAAGUAAGAAAGGAACAAACACAAGUUCAUCUGUUUCACAUACAACAUUAUUCAUUUAAACAUUCACAUGCACAUUUUUGUGAGAUCAUUUAAAAAAUCUUGAUCAAUUUGCUUUUUAGCAUUUUAAAUAAAUGAACAGAACACAAAAGA
Triplophysa dalaica is the source of this 5092-nucleotide messenger RNA. RefSeq names its product estrogen-related receptor beta (gene esrrb). Gene Ontology annotation, biological process: regulation of DNA-templated transcription. Gene Ontology annotation, molecular function: nuclear steroid receptor activity; steroid binding; zinc ion binding. Lineage: Eukaryota; Metazoa; Chordata; Actinopteri; Cypriniformes; Nemacheilidae. The record is from RefSeq and is a predicted model, not a curated record. Bases 423 to 1736 code for a protein of 437 amino acids. Gene Ontology annotation, cellular component: nucleus. The transcript has 7 exons.